AGAGGGUGGGGGCAUCGACAGAGAAAGCCCUGUCCCCCCCAGGUUCGGGUUCAGGCUGUAAGAAGAGGGAUACCCCGGCCCGCCCCCUCUCCUAUCUCUACUUCUGGAAAGUUUUGGUCUGUCCCUUCUCCCCAUGUUUUGCUGACGAAGAUAAACUGUGGGCGUCUGCGUGGAAGGUGUUAGGGAACACCAGCCGGGACAUGGGAUGCCUCACAGAUAGACAAGCCUAAUGACGCAAUGGGUUUACGCAGUGCAGCUUGAAAUUGUGAGAGACAGGAUAAAACUUGCAGGGUUUCCCACGUUUCCUAUGACCAAAAGCAGGCUGAGGACUCGGAAACUGACAGAUAUAACGUGACAGGCACAGCAAACGCUUUCCCGAGUUGUGGAAAGUGGCGUCUUCGAAAACCAUGGACCAACAAACUUUCUUGAUGGCAUACGCUGUGGUACUUUUCCUAUCUUGUGUUUUCACUGCACGAGCGCGCAUACAAUCCCCUAUGUUUGACACUUUCAUCUCCAAAGAGCCCCACGGAGGAAGCCGGAAAGUUCUUACUACAAUGGGCAAAGAAUGUAAAUUCCCAUUUCGCCAGGGUGGAAGGAUUCAUCAUCACUGCAUCACUGUCCUGUCCUCAAAACCAUGGUGCUCCCUCACACAUAACUUUGACCGUGACCGAAAAUGGGGCUUCUGUGCGCCGGAUAAAACCCAGCCAAAUGUUUUUGUCCACGCGUCACGCAGAAUCCCGAAUCCCUGCCAGGUGAAUCCGUGUCAGAACGGAGGCAGCUGCAUGCUGAUCCCACACAGACACUCCUUUGAGUGCUCCUGUCCAGAGAGCUUCAGCGGGAGACUCUGUGAGCAGAAAAAGUGCUAUGAAACCGUACACCUGCGCUAUUAUGACACCGGAGAGUCUUGGGGCCGGAUCCACCUCCGUAAUGUGGAACAGUGCACAUGUGUGGCAGGAGAAAUCAAGUGUGAAAGAGUGCGCUACACAACCUGUCGUUCCAACCCAUGUCAGAACGAAGGAACAUGUCGGAUGAUCACAGCCACCGGCAAAGAAGUGUGUAACUGCAGACGUGCAUACAGCGGGCUGUACUGCAGCUUCGAGCCAGAAACAGAGUGCUAUAACAGCAAGGGCAGAGCUUACCGGGGGUUGGUGAACACCACAGUGUCCGGUGCCCACUGCUUGCCCUGGGACUCAGACCUGCUGUAUGAUGAGCUCCAUGUUGGCACCAUGGCCUCCUCUCCCAACAAGGGCCUUGGGGAACACGCCUACUGCAGAAACCCAGAUGGAGACAAGAAGCCGUGGUGCUACACGCUAAAUGACGGCGCCAUCUCCUGGGAGUACUGUGACGUCCCCUCCUGUGUUAUGCCUUUGUGGGAGAAUCUUCCAGCUGAAAAAUCCAAAGUAUUCAGAAGAGCUUCCUCUAGAAGAAUGACCCUGCCUGCUGCUCGAAAACGGAACCCCUCCAAAUCAAGCAAAAAGCCUGUGUGUGGGAAAAAGCACAAGAAGAGGUUAUCCAUAGCCAGGGGGAGGAUUUUGGGUGGAACUUCUUCACUUCCUGGUACUCACCCUUGGAUGGCAGCCAUUUACACCGAACAAGAAGACUUCUGUGCUGGCACCCUGAUCUCGUCUUGCUGGGUCCUCUCUGCCGCUCACUGCUUCUUCCGCAACCCACUGAUGUCCCAAAUUCGCGUGGUCCUCGGACAGCACCAUUUCAACGCCACUGGCCUCAACACCAGGACAUUUGGAGUGGAGCGGUACAUCUUUCCGAGAAAGUUCUCCGUGUUUAAUCCAACGCUACAUGACAUAGUUCUGGUCAAACUGAAGAAGCAGAACGGAAGGUGUGUGAGGAGGACCCCGUUCAUCAGACCCAUCUGUCUCCCAGACAAAAACAUGACGUUCCCUGAUGAAUACUGCUGCACUAUUAGUGGCUGGGGACACAAGAAUGAGAAGGCAGAGAGUUACUCCAGUCUACAGGAAGCUGGAGUCAGACUGGUUUCUCACAGCACUUGUCGGAAACCAGAAGUUUAUGGCAACCAUGUCACUGCUGACAUGAUAUGUGCUGGGCUCAACGGCUGUUCCGACGCCUGCCAGGGUGACUCAGGGGGCCCACUGGCUUGUGCGAAGGAUGAUGUCAGCUUCCUGUAUGGGAUCAUCAGCUGGGGGGACGGCUGCGGACGCUCGGGAAAACCAGGAGUUUACACUAGAGUGGGGAACUAUAUUGACUGGAUCAAUUCAGUGAUCAAACGCAAACCAAAGGCUUCAUGAGCGGACAUUACCUGGACACUAGUUUUAAUAUAUUAGAUUUAAUAUUUUAUUAUUGUACUGUAUUCUGUUUUAUUUGUAUCUUUUGUACUGUGAAACAUGGUUCGACUGAAUAAACCUUUGCUGACUUGAGAAA
Messenger RNA from Notolabrus celidotus (New Zealand spotty), 2397 nucleotides. RefSeq names its product hepatocyte growth factor activator (gene hgfac). The record is from RefSeq and is a predicted model, not a curated record. Gene Ontology annotation, biological process: zymogen activation; blood coagulation. NCBI's taxonomy places the organism in Eukaryota, Metazoa, Chordata, Actinopteri, Labriformes, Labridae. The transcript has 15 exons. Gene Ontology annotation, molecular function: serine-type endopeptidase activity. Bases 408 to 2264 code for a protein of 618 amino acids. Gene Ontology annotation, cellular component: extracellular region.